Bubalus bubalis (water buffalo) is the source of this 5905-nucleotide messenger RNA. RefSeq names its product nascent polypeptide associated complex subunit alpha (gene NACA). NCBI's taxonomy places the organism in Eukaryota, Metazoa, Chordata, Mammalia, Artiodactyla, Bovidae. Gene Ontology annotation, biological process: protein targeting to membrane. The record is from RefSeq and is a predicted model, not a curated record. Bases 299 to 5797 code for a protein of 1832 amino acids. Gene Ontology annotation, cellular component: nascent polypeptide-associated complex; cytoplasm. The transcript has 10 exons.
UUACUGGUUAAAGGAAGUGACUGUAAGCAGCUCCUGACCCGGAAUUAGAUCCUGGUCCCGCCCCCUCCGCCAGGCUUCGUUCUGCAACAGGCGUGGGUCACGCUCUCGCUCGUUCGCUCUCUUUCUGCCGCCAUCUUGGUUCCGCGUUCCCCGCACAGAGCCAGACCGGGAUCCUCUCCCUCGGGUUGAGAACGCAGUGAUAAUUGCUUCUGUGUGGGAUUUGGAGUGUGGAAUAAAACGAAUCCCUGGGCACUGGGAAAUCCGCUGUCCGCGGAGUGAAGAGGAGCGAUAAAAAGAAAUGCCCGGUGAAGCCACAGACACCGUCCCUGCUACAGAGCAGGAGUUGCCACAGCCCCAGGCUGAGACAGCUGUGCCUCCUGUGUCUUCAUCCUUGAGUGUCACUGCUGCUUUAGGGCAGCCUAAACCUACGCCUACCCCUCCUUGUUCCCUGGCCUCCCAACAAUGCCCUCUGGCAACCCCUGACCAGCCUUCCCCAUUCCUUUCUCCCUCUACCAUUGCCUCAACCUCUUUUGAAGCUCCUUUUCUCCAGUCACCCCAUGGGACAGCCCUGCCUUUGGGAGCUGCCCCUCCCACUGACACCCCCAUUUUCUUACCAAACCUAAUAGGGCCUCCCAUCUCCCCAGCUGCCUUAGCUCUGGCCUCUCCCAUGAUAACUCCAGCUCUGAAAGGUGCUCAUUCCUCUUCAGCUCCCUUGGCUCUGGUGGCCUUGGCUCCCCACUCAGUUCAGAAGAGCUCUGACUAUCCCCCUAAUGCUCUUAGUUCCCCUCCAUCUGUUGCCGUAAUUGAGUCGGAGUCAGUGACAUCUCUGUCGGCUCCAGUUGCUCUCUCAGAACCAAAGCCCUCUCCUAGUCAAGUUCCCUCUCAAGUAAUUCCUAAUCCAAAGGGUACCCCCAACCCUCCAAGUAUAGUCAGUGCUGUCCCUUCCCAUCUUGUAACGCCUUUGGCCUCUAUUCAGUCUGAACUAGCCUCAUGUUCUCAGAUAACACCCGCCACUCCCCCAGCCAUCCCUUCCCCUCAAGUUAAAGGUGUCUCUGUUUCCUCAGCUCUGACUGCUCCACAAAACCCUGUAAGCCUCAGCCUAAAGGGACCGCUUAGUCCACCCACUGCUUCAUCUCUUUCAACUCAGUCUUUUGCUGUGGCUGCUGAGUCCCCUCCAGUUUUCCUCACGUCUCUGGACUCUCAUCUUACACCUUUACAUCAGAGUUCUCCUGUCCAAACUUCAAGUUCUAAUAUUCUGUCAGAUCCCAUAGAAGAUACUAUUUUUGUAGAUCAUUCUUCUACAGAUGCUUCUUACACUUCUCAGAGAUCUGUAAUUCCUCCCCUUCCUUCCAGAAAUGAGGUGGUUUCUACUGCUGUGACUGCUUUUCCAGGGGGGACUCCAGCUUCCUCUCUGGCUCUGUCUGCUGACAAAGGCAUCUCUGCUGUCACUGACCUAGCCUCCUCAAAUAUAGUUGCCUCUUCUCCAUUAUCUCCUACAGCCUCUCUCGUUCUCAAAGAUUUUCCUAGUACAGCAGCCCUGGCAGCACCUAAAGAUGCCCCCUCUCCCCAAAUUACAUCAUCUUCUCCAGAGAUAGCUCUUUCUCCUGAAGCCACCCUAGCAACAAAAAGCUACCCAGAGCCUCUCCCUGUAGUGAAGCCAGCCAGUACUACUCCCUCUUCUUUGAGUGUUAACUCCCCAAUCUCUGUAAUCAAGACAGAUUCUUACGCAAGCCCAGACCCAACUAAUCUGCUUCUCAAAAGUUCUUUCACUACCCCAACUGUAGCUGCAUGUCCUUUGGAAAGUGCUGCCAUUGAUGGAGUGGCUCCUACAACUGCCAAAGGUCCUUCCACUCUUACUACUUCACCGUUGAUGCCUCCAACCUCUGAAAGUUGCCCUAUGGCUCCAGUAGUGACUUUAUCUUCCCAGAAUGUUUCUGCUUCUCUAGCUCCUAUGGCACAGGUCCCUGAAAUUCCCAAGUCUGAGUCUUCUACCCCUCUGCCUCCAACUGGUGCUCCUCAGGGUGAAAAGAAAGUUCAUGGCAUUUCUCAAACCUCACCAUUGGCACCUGUGGCUUCCGCUCCUGAAGGGUACCCAACUGAGGACUCUGGUGCUUCUAUUACUGCAUCUUCCAAAGGAAUGUACCUAGCUGACUCCCCAUCUCCUCUAGGGACUACUGUGUCUCCUCAGCCUAAAAGAAUUCCAACCAAGAAGGGUUCAGCUACUGCUCCCUUAACUCUUGCCCCUUCUGCUGCUAAAAGUGUACCUGCUAUCCCUGAUACUCCUGCUGGAAAUCUUUCGUUCACUGUUUCUCCAGUUGAAGCUUCCUCUUUUCCAGAGGCCGAUCUUCCUUUUCAUGUUUCUAAAGGAUCACUAGCCGAGAAGCAUUCCCCUACUCCCCCAUCCCCCAGAGAGGCUCCUGUUGCCCCGCCUAUGGCUCCUUCCCCCAAGGAGGGGCCAGCAUCCCCAUCCCCUAAAGAGACCCUUACUCCUCUAGCUGUGACCCCUUCCACCUCCAAAGGAGCCCCAGCAACUCCUUCCCCCAAAGAGGCUCCCACUCCCCUAGCCAUGACUCCUCCUUCCCUCAAAGGGAGCUCAGCAACCACAUUACCUAAAGAGACUCCCCUUCCUGCUGUGACCCCUUCCUCCCCAAAAGGAGCCCCAGCAACUCCUUCCCAAAAGCAAACCUCAGCCACCCCACCUCCCAAAGAGGCUCCCACUUUCCCAGCUAUGGCUCCUCCCUCUUCCAAAAGAACCCCAGUUAACCCACCUCCAAAGGAGGACUCCACUCCCCUAGCUGUGACUCAUUCUUCCCCCAAAGAGAGCCCAGCAAUCCCACCUCCCAAAGAGACUUCCUCUCCCUCAGCUCUGACUCCUCCCUCCCUCAAAGGGACUCAGGCCCCCAAAAGAGCCUCAGCUACCCCAUCUCCCAAAAGAGAUUCUACUCCCCAAGCUGUGACUCCUCCCUCCCCCAAAAGGGGCCCAGCAACUCCAUCUCCCAAAAAAGCCCCGGCUAGCCCACCUCCAAAGGGAGACUCCGCUCCCCCACCUGUGACUCCUCCCUCCCCCGAAGGGAGCCCAGCAUCUCCAUCUCCCAAAAAAGCCCCGGCUAGCCCACCUCCAAAGGGAGACUCUGCUCCCCCACCUGUGACUCCUCCCUCCCCCAAAGGGAGCCCAGCAACUCCAUCUCCCAAAAAAGCCCCGGCUAGCCCACCUCCAAAGGGAGACUCCGCUCCCCCACCUGUGACUCCUCCCUCCCCCGAAGAGAGCCCAGCAACUCCAUCUCCCAAAAAAGCCCCGGCUAGCCCACCUCCAAAGGGAGACUCCGCUCCCCCACCUGUGACUCCUCCCUCCCCCAAAGGGAGCCCAGCAACUCCAUCUCCCAAAAAAGCCCCGGCUAGCCCACCUCCAAAGGGAGACUCCGCUCCCCCACCUGUGACUCCUCCCUCCCCCAAAGGGAGCCCAGCAACUCCAUCUCCCAAAAAAGCCCCGGCUAGCCCACCUCCAAAGGGAGACUCCGCUCCCCCACCUGUGACUCCUCCCUCCCCCAAAGGGAGCCCAGCAACUCCAUCUCCCAAAAAAGCCCCGGCUAGCCCACCUCCAAAGGGAGACUCCACUCCCCCACCUGUGACUCCUCCCUCCCCCGAAGGGAGCCGAGCAACUCCAUCUCCCAAAAAAGCCCCGGCUAGCCCACCUCCAAAGGGAGACUCCGCUCCCCCACCUAUGAUUCCUCCCUCCCCCAAAGGGAGCCCAGCAACUCCAUCUCCCAAAAAAGCCCCGGCUAGCCCACCUCCAAAAGGAGACUCCACUCCCCCACCUGUGACUCCUCCCUCCCCCGAAGGGAGCCCAGCAACUCCAUCUCCCAAAAAAGCCCCGGCUAGCCCACCUCCAAAGGGGGAUUUCACUCCCCCAGCUGUGACUCCUCCAUCUCCAAAAAAGGGCCCAGCAACUCCAUCACCCAAAGGAACCCCCACUCCCUCUGCUGUGACUUCUCCCCCCAAAAGGGGUCCGGCAACCCCACCUCUCACAGGAGACCCUGCUCCCCUAUCUGUGGCUCCUGUCUCCCCCAAAAGAGCCUCAGCAACUCUGGCUCCCAAAGAGUCUCCAGCAACUCCAGACCCCAAGGAGAUUGCCACUUUCGCAGCCAUGACUCCUUCCCCCAAAGAGGCCUCAGCAGCAGCAUCACUCAAAGAAACGCCCACUCCUUUAGCUGUGGCUCCUCCCUCCUCCAAAGGGACUCUGGCCGCCAAAAGAGCCUCAGCAACUCCAAACACCAAAGAAGUCCCUACUUCCCCAGCCGUGACUCCUUCCACCAAAAAAGCAACAGGAACCCCAGUCCCCAAAGGGGUGCCCACUCCCUCAGCUGUAAUUCCUCCCUCCCCAAAAAAGUCUCCAGUCCCCAAAGGGGCCCCAGCAACCUCAUCCUCCACAGAGGCUCCCGCUCCCCCAACUGUGAUUCCUCUCGCUCCCAAAGAGGCCCCUACUUCCCCAGUUUCAGUCACAUGUCCCUUGGGCUCCACUGCCCCUCAGGCAUCUAAAGGGCCCCCAAUAAAGAAAGGCCCCACAGCUUUCAAAGCAGUGCUUGAUGGUUCAGCUCCAGAAAGUGCACCAGUCAUCACAACUCCCACUCAGAAAGGUCCACCAGCCAAGAAGAGUUCUAUUUCACCACCUGUAUGCCCAGAUCCCUCAGCUCAGAAUGGUACUAAAGGACCCCUUCCUGCAGUGGCUCCAGCUCCUCUACCGACAGUCUCUACUCAGAAAGGUUCUUCUCCAAAGGCUCCAAAAGCCCUCCCUGUCUCUCCCUUAAAGGGUAAAGAUUCUUUCCAUUCCCCAAAGGGCCCCUUGCCGCCUCCUUCUGAGUCAGAGACAUCUACCCCUUCAGCAACAGCUGCCCCAGAGAAGAUCCUUCCUAAAGCUGGAUUAGUGUCUGUCUCUCCAGCACCUACCCCGUCAGUCUCUCUGCCUCUUGCUUCCUCCCCAGUUCCCCCUCUGCUUCCUAAACAGCAAUUUCUGCCGUCCUCACCUGGGCUGGUGCUGGAAUCACCCUGUAAGCCCUCAGCCCCUGCUGAUGAGGAUGAGCUGCCGCCUCUGAUUCCCCCGGAACCAAUCUCGGGGGGAGUGCCUUUCCAGCCGGUCCUCGUCAACAUGCCCACCCCCAAACCUGCUGGGAUCCCUGCCCCAACCCCCUCUGCCAAGCAGCCUGUUCUGAAGAACAAUAAGGGGUCUGGAACAGAAUCUGAUAGUGAUGAAUCAGUCCCAGAGCUUGAGGAACAGGAUUCUACACAGGCAACUACACAACAAGCUCAGCUGGCAGCAGCAGCUGAAAUCGAUGAAGAACCAGUCAGUAAAGCAAAACAGAGCCGGAGUGAAAAGAAGGCACGGAAGGCUAUGUCCAAACUGGGUCUUCGACAGGUUACAGGGGUUACUAGAGUCACUAUCCGGAAAUCUAAGAAUAUCCUUUUUGUCAUCACAAAACCAGAUGUGUACAAGAGCCCAGCUUCAGAUACCUACAUUGUUUUUGGGGAAGCCAAGAUUGAGGAUUUAUCUCAGCAAGCACAGUUAGCAGCUGCUGAGAAAUUCAAAGUUCAAGGUGAAGCUGUCUCAAACAUCCAAGAAAACACACAGACUCCAACUGUACAAGAGGAGAGUGAAGAGGAAGAGGUUGACGAAACAGGUGUGGAAGUUAAGGACAUAGAAUUGGUCAUGUCACAAGCAAAUGUGUCUAGAGCAAAGGCAGUCAGAGCCCUGAAGAACAACAGUAAUGAUAUUGUAAAUGCUAUUAUGGAAUUAACAAUGUAACCAUCUGAAAAGACGACCUUUUUUUGGUGUUUCAAAAGAGUAACUGCAGCUGGGUUUGAAAUUUGUACUGUUUCUAUCUAAUAAAGUUAUGGCUUCUUGUUGGAUGAA